AUGGAGGACGAGCUGCGUUGUCCUGCCUGCAAACAGUUCUUCGGCAACCCCGUGUUGCUGCCCUGCUAUCACGCGCUCUGCCUCCUGUGCGCCGUAAAUCUGCAGCAGCCGGCUUCGAACAAUGCCGGCCAGAAUUCCCAAUCGGAGAAUGCGGAAAGCGUCGCCUCCGGCAGCUCCGGCGACUACCAGGAGAGCGACAAAUUGUCGAUCCUCAGCGAAACGGACAGCGGGGUGGUGUGCACCUCCAGGCCCAACAGCUACGUGGGCUCCCCCAACGGGCAGCUCUUCCCCACGGCACUGAGCCUCGCCUGUCCCGUUUGCAGCAAGGUGGUGUACUUCGACGAAAACGGCGCCCACAACCUGCCCAAGUACAGGGUGAUGCAGAACAUCGUCGACCGCUACGGCGAGCUGCGUAAUCUCACCCUCAAGUGUCAGAUGUGCGAGAACGAGCCGGCCAACGAGGCGACCGUGAUGUGUGAACAAUGUGAGGUGUUGUACUGUGAGUCCUGCCGCGAGUCCUGCCACCCGUCCAGAGGACCGUUGGCCAAGCACGUGUUGACCGAACCGAAACGCGGUCCCACCGGCAUCGCCAAGGCUAAGGAUGGGAAGUGUGCGGAACACGGCGAGGAGACGUUGAACAUGUUCUGUCUGGUUUGCAAGAUUGGUGUUUGUGCUGUUUGUUUGAUGGAUUCGCGGCACGCAUCGCACGACGUCCAGGCCCUGGCUAUGAUGUGCAAAUCGCAAAAGACUGAAUUAUCGCACAACUUGCAGCAAUUGUCGGAACGAGCCAGAUCGACUACGGAAUUCAUACAGCGUCUCAAAGGGAUGAGCGAUAAAGUUAACGAAAAUUGUGAGGAAUUCGAGGGAAUAGUGGCGGCGCAAUGCGACUCCCUCAUCCAGGCCAUACUACGUAGACGUGAUCAAUUGAUCGACUGCAUACGACAGGACAAGGAGCUGAGGAUGAGGGCUCUGAAAGAGCAGGUAGCCACGUGCACGUCCAGACUACAGCAAACCACAGCCCUACUGCAAUUUUGCAUCGAGGCCCUGAAAGAGACCGACAGCUCAGCUUUUCUACAGGUCGGAACCAUGCUGAUCGGAAGAGUGGCCAGCACGGACCAUUCGUGGCACAAGGAAUGGACAGCGCCGAGGGUGUCGCCGAACUUCGACCUCACUUUGGACGAUAAAUCGGUGCUGAAAGCGAUCGAACAGCUCAAUUUUAUCCAGAUGAAACCGCCCGCAGCACCGGCGAUCAUACCGGAAGAAUGCAGUGCGGAAAACAAUUCGGUGACUGUCGCGUGGCAACCGCCGCCUCAUAGUCACAUCGAGGGAUACGUCUUGGAGUUGGACGAUGGCAACGGUGGAGACUUUAGGGAGGUUUACUGCGGGGUCGAGACCAUAUGCACGGUGGACGGUCUGCACUUCCACUGCAUGUACAAUGCACGCGUUAAGGCCUUCAACAGCUCGGGCGAGGGUGAAUACAGCGAACUAAUUGGUCUCCAAACUGCUGAAGUGGCCUGGUUCACGUUUGACCAGAUCCUAUCAGGACCGGGGCUUCAGUACUCCGAGGACAGUUCACGCGUAACCGGCGAUGGUUGGGAGCACCGCGUCGCCUUGGGCAGCGUCGGCUUCAGCCGCGGCGUCCACUACUGGGAGUUCACCGUCGACCGUUUCGACGCCGACACCGAUCCGGCCUUCGGAAUCGCCCGCAUCGACGUUGCCAGAGACAAAAUGCUAGGCAAAGACGAAAAGGGCUGGGCCAUGUACAUAGACCGGCAGAGGUCGUGGUUCCAGCACGCUGGCGCCCACGAGCAGCGGGUGGAGGGCGGCAUCCACGCCGGCUCCACCAUCGGCGUACUGCUCGACCUAAACCAGCACUGUCUGUCAUACUUCGUGAACGACGAGCCACAGGGUAACGUCGCUUUCAAGAAUCUGUACGGAGUAUUCUAUCCGGCGGUCAGUCUAAAUCGGGGCGUCAGUGUGACCGUUCACACCGCCCUGGAUCCGCCCUCCGACUCGGAGGAGACUUAAGGCAAGACUGAUCGCGUGUUCCGUACUUAAUUGCAGUUGAAUUCUAAAUUGCACGUUGUUUAGGUGCCGGGUGGGCACAUGCUGUUGCACGUAACUGCAGGUGUUCACCUCGUACACAAAUUGGCUGUCUUAGGGUUUCAAAAUUCGAUUCCAUUUGUUUUGUGACUCGCUAAUUUUAGACUAAGCAUUUCAGUUUAUCAAUACGUAAUUGGGAACAAUUUAAACCUUAAAUAAAACAAUCUCGAAACAUUAAUGUUUUAUGUUUUUCAACUGGACAUCUGGAAAGCCAUUAUCAAUAAAACAACCAGCCAGUGCUAGAUGUAUUCUUUGAUGUUUGAUACACUGAAGAGUUUUUAAAAACUGACAAUA
Messenger RNA from Aethina tumida (small hive beetle), 2397 nucleotides. RefSeq names its product E3 ubiquitin-protein ligase TRIM9 (gene Trim9). The coding region runs from base 1 to 2028 and encodes 675 amino acids. The record is from RefSeq and is a predicted model, not a curated record. The transcript is spliced from 8 exons. Gene Ontology annotation, molecular function: zinc ion binding; protein binding. NCBI's taxonomy places the organism in Eukaryota, Metazoa, Arthropoda, Insecta, Coleoptera, Nitidulidae.